AUGGGUCGUCUUAUUAAGAACCAUUGGGCUCGGCUCAUUGUCAUGAGCGCGGCAGCUUACCAAUUUGCCGCUGCUCUCGAGGGCUUCUUCUGGCCCAAGAUCUUCUGGGACUUCUUGACUAAAACGCUGGACCCAGCUGUCAAGCCCGUGCCGGUGUUACAAAUUAUCAAUCUCAUCAUGGCACUAUUCAUGGUGGCCCUGGAGUGGCCUUUGGGAUUCAUCGCCGGCUCAGCAAUCCACCGCAGUCUCGAGUUCCGCCUCAUCAUCCUCCCUCUCACCACCCUCGCCGCCGCCCUCAUCUACCAGGGUACCAACUCUGCUCUUUACUACAUUGUCGGGUUGGUUGUUUACUUUUGGGCCUACAGCGAAGGAGAGAUUAUCUGCGCUAAGCCCUGGACCCUUCCUCAAAGAGGCCGCAAUGGCUCUCGCGUAUAG
Molecule: messenger RNA, 435 nt
Organism: Colletotrichum godetiae
Lineage: Eukaryota; Fungi; Ascomycota; Sordariomycetes; Glomerellales; Glomerellaceae
Exons: 3
Coding region: 1-435 (144 amino acids)
Source: RefSeq, a predicted model, not a curated record